Molecule: messenger RNA, 1749 nt
Organism: Ochlerotatus camptorhynchus
Lineage: Eukaryota; Metazoa; Arthropoda; Insecta; Diptera; Culicidae
Gene: pio
Product: piopio
Exons: 8
Coding region: 471-1730 (419 amino acids)
Source: RefSeq, a predicted model, not a curated record
CGAAACGAGCGAUUCAAGGUAUUCCCGUCUGUGGAAGAGUUGAAGUCACCAGCAACCGCCAGCAGCCAACCAGCACACAACGGCGGCCCCGUCAGUAUGUUUCGCGCUGCGGCCUGAUUCGCGUGUGUGUCUUGCAGUGUGCUAGGUGGUGGCUAAUUGGAGAAGAAGAAUGAAAAUUGGCAUUGUUAGGUGAAUUGGAAAUUUCAGUGCCCAAAGUUGAUAGCAAGGAAGAAGCAGUUUAGUGAUCAUUGAAGUGAAAGCGGUGAGAAGAGAAUCGAUUGAUCGAUUGAAAGUAGCAUUGGAAGUGCGUGCAAGCUAGAAGGAUUAGUUAGCGGGACCUUCGACCUGCACCGAACUGGGACCGAUAAAAAGCCUUCAACAAGUCCGGCGAAUCAUCGGCGGACAUCGUACACCCGCCGGGUUACGUAACUUUAACAAACCCAGCCAGAAAGCAUUCCAAUGAGAGCACCAUGGAACUGCAGUCGAUAGUCUUUAUUUUAGCGCACUUUCUGACAAUAGCUACAUUCACACGAUGUGCUCAGAUUCCUUCCAUCAAACGAUCUGCCACGAUAUUCACCAAAGAACCCACCGUGCGGAUACAAUGUCUUUCGGGUUCGAUGCUGAUCACGAUCAAGGAUGCACCCGCUAACCUCAACGGUCAGUUCAGUGGGAUGGUGUAUCCGAAGGGAUUGGCGAAAAACUCAACCUGCCUUACCGAGUACCGGGAUCAGGAGGGACCGCUGCGCUACAAAUUGCCCCUCAAGAGCUGUAACACGAUGCCCAUCGAAACGGAUGAUGGUGGAAUCGAGUUCUUCAACACGAUCGUUCUACAGCCACAUCUGAAGCUCGUUACGGACCUGGGCCGUGGCUAUCACGUUCGAUGCAGCUACAAGAGCCGUGAGGCAGCGAUGAAGCCUUUGAAGCCACGUGACGACAGCCGACCGCUGGCAUUGACCAGUGCCGAGGGUACCGACCGACGGGAGUACGGUAGGUCGAUGGACAAGGAUCAUGCGGUUCAGGAGGAAGAGGUUAAGCCAAUGCCCGCAUGUCAUAUGAAGAUUUUCACAGGGGAGAAACUGGCGGAGAAUGUAAAGAUCGGAGAUCCACUCACUUUGGUUAUCAACAUUGAUAAGCAAAAUCUGUAUGGUUUGCACGUAACCGAUUGUUUGGUUCGCGAUGGUCUCGGCUGGGGUGAACAAAGACUGAUCAGCGACGAGGGAUGCCCGUUGGACAAUGAGAUCUUGGGCCCGUUUGAAUAUACGGAAGAUCAAACCAAGGCCACGGUGACGUUCCCGGCACACAAGUUCCCGUACACCAACUCUGUAUACUAUCAAUGCAACGUGAAACUGUGUGCUUUGGGAGAUCCUGACUGUCAUAAGAUCCCGACCUGUACCGGUAGAAGCAACAGGCGACCGAAGCGGCAAGCGGACGAUGAAGGACUGCCGGCAACUAUAGAAGUCUUCUCCGGAUUGUACGUAAACGAGAAUGCUGAAGUACUCAACGACGAUGCCGAUUCAGUGUUCAAGGAGAAGACGCCGGACGACGCCAUCUGCGUAUCCCAGAGAAGCUUCGCUGUUGCCAUAGCCAUUGCCGGUCUCUGUCUGAUGUUGGCCGUCGUUCUCGCGGUGAUGUGCAUCGUGGCCAGACGAAGCGGCAAGACCAUCUCCAACUCGGGAAGCUCGAUCUACAGCGGCCCCUAUACCAACACUGCCUUCUCGCAUAGCAGCUAAAACGAGACGAAGCAAACAA